AUGGCGAAUUCUUCUUGUUCACAUUGGUGGCACGCCCCUUUCUACAUUGCUACCUCAAUAGCCCUAGCAGUUAUUGCAAUCUCAACUGUAAUCCAUGAAGAUCCCAAUUCAACUCCGUCAUCGUCACUGCAAUCCAUCAAGAAAGAUCUCUCCUUGAAUGCUUCCAAAGCUCUAAGAUCCCAAGGCUUCAACGUGAUGGCAACCCUUCUCCAGAUUACCCCUGAACUCUUCCUUUCGUCCCCUGAAUCCACCAUUUUUGCGAUCCAAGAUUCCACCAUUUCCAACCUUUCCGCCCAUCUCCCUCCUCUGGCUAUGAAGCAACUCUUGCAGUACCAGGUUUCCGCUUCAAAUCUCCCCAUUCAAGCUCUGCUCAAGAAACCUCAGGGGAGUUGCUUAACUACUCUGCUCCGGGGAAAGUAUGUCAAGAUUACCAAAGUUGAUGAAGAAAAGGGAGUGAUUGAGAUCAAUAACGCGUUAAUUACUCAUCCUGACAUGUUUCUUGGCGGACCCUUUUCAGUUCACGGCAUUCUUGGAUCACUUUCAUCAUUAAACUUCCAUGAUGUUGUUGAUAAAGAUUCCAACUUUAUUGCUCCUUCUGAUCCCAACUGUGAGAAUUUCAAUGACACUGGUGGGUUUUCUUCUCCCAGUAAUAAUAAUACUGAGGCAAACAACCAGCUUGUUCAGUGGCCGAAGAUAAUCCAGUUUCUGAAUACUAAUGGAUUCUUGCCAUUUGCAAUCGGUUUGCAGUCUGUUCUUGAUGGGAUUUUUCGAGAUUACCCUGAUUUGAGAUCGGUUACCAUUUUUGCUCCGCCGUUUUUCAGUUUAGUGUCACUUCCUUCGCCGUUACUUGACAGAGUUGUGAGGCUACACAUUCUGGCUCAGAGGUAUGCUUCCAUGGAAUUGGCCUUCCUGCCGGAGAAUUCAUCUUUGGAAACCCUUCAGGACGGCGAGAAUCUUGAAAUUCACAAAAGCAAUUCAUCUGGGUUCCUGGCGAUUGAUGGGGUUGAAAUCACAGCACCGGAAUUAUUUGUGUCGAAAGAUGUCAUAAUCCAUGGAAUUUCAAGAGCUCUGGGGGCCGAGAAGAUUUCUGGUACAUCAAGAUAG
Molecule: messenger RNA, 1104 nt
Organism: Oldenlandia corymbosa var. corymbosa
Lineage: Eukaryota; Viridiplantae; Streptophyta; Magnoliopsida; Gentianales; Rubiaceae
Source: the annotation of a GenBank genome assembly